Antechinus flavipes (yellow-footed antechinus) is the source of this 2165-nucleotide messenger RNA. RefSeq names its product solute carrier family 38 member 8 (gene SLC38A8). The transcript has 10 exons. Gene Ontology annotation, biological process: amino acid transmembrane transport. Bases 71 to 1393 code for a protein of 440 amino acids. NCBI's taxonomy places the organism in Eukaryota, Metazoa, Chordata, Mammalia, Dasyuromorphia, Dasyuridae. The record is from RefSeq and is a predicted model, not a curated record. Gene Ontology annotation, molecular function: amino acid transmembrane transporter activity.
GGAGAUCCACUGGAGCAAGAAGAGGGAGAAUUCUGAAAACUGAACUACUUGCUCCCUCGCUUUUUCAAAUAUGGGAGAAGUGAACAGAGAAAAGACCGGUCUGUUGGACAAGCCCUCCCUGGCGACCAGGACACCGAGCUUAUCCUCCGUCGGGGCUGUUUUUAUUCUGCUGAAAUCGGCCCUGGGAGCCGGACUCCUAAACUUUUCGUGGGCUUUCGGUCAAGCAGGCGGCAUCGGCCCAGCCUUACUCAUGGAGCUGGUGUCUCUAGUCUUCCUCAUUAGCGGCCUGGUCAUCCUGGCUUACGCCGCCUCCGUCAGCGGCCAGUCCACCUAUCAGGGUGUGGUCCGAGUGCUCUGUGGAUCGGCCAUUGGGAAGCUCUGCGAAAUCUGCUUCAUCGUGGAUAUGUUCAUGAUUUCUGUGGCCUUCCUGAAGGUCGUGGGGGAUCAGAUGGACAAAUUGGGUGACUUCUUCUUGUCAAAUGAAACCCUCAGUGGGAGUGUCUCAGCUGUCCCCCGGCCCUGGUACAUAGAUCAACGCUUUACGCUGUCCAUCCUCUGCAUCCUCAUCAUUUUCCCUCUCUCUGCGCCUCGGGAAAUCAGCUUCCAGAAAUAUACAAGCAUCCUAGGUACGCUGGCUGCCUCCUAUCUGAGCCUCGUCAUUGUGGUGAAGUAUUACCUGAAGCCCGACAGCCCCGCCCCUGAGCCCCGUCGGUCACCCAGGCCUUCCUCCUGGCUUGCUGUAUUUAAUGUAUUCCCCACCAUCUGCUUUGGAUUUCAGUGCCAUGAAGCCAGCAUAUCUAUCUACAGUAGCAUGUACAACCAAAACCUCUCCCAUUGGACCGUGGUGUCUGUGGCCGCCAUGCUGGCCUGCUGCCUCAUUUAUUCCCUGACAGGGCUCUACGGCUUUCUGACUUUUGGAGAUAAUGUUUCUGCUGAUGUGCUGAUGUCCUACCCAGGCAAUGACACCAUGGUCAUCGUGGCCCGCUUCCUGUUCGGGGUCUCUAUUGUGACGGUCUACCCCAUUGCGCUCCUCCUGGGCAGGUCCGUGAUCCAGGACUGCUGGCUGAGCUGCUCCAGUGUCUGGGGCAGUGGAGGGUCUGCGGACCCUUCAGGAACCUGGGUCCGAAUGCUGCUGACGGGCCUGUGGGUAGCCGCCACACUUCUGUUGGCUCUGUUUGUCCCAGACAUCGGGGAAGUCAUCAUGAUCACUGGGGGUAUCAGUGCCUUCUUCAUCUUCAUCUUCCCGGGCCUGUGUCUCAUCUGUGCAGUGGAUAUAGAGAACCUGGGGCCAAAAAUCAGAUCCUGCUUGAUCUUCUGGGGAGUGGUCUCCAUCUUAGCCGGUGCCUUUAUCUUUGGGCAGAGUACCAGUUCAGCCAUCUUGGAUCUGUUCUGAGUCUUUGCCUGGAUGUGAAUGUGGAGGCAAGAAAAAGCUGAGCAGAAGAAAUCCCUCGAGACAGACUUAGCCCUGGAAACCUUCUCUUGGGUUCCCUAUACUUAAUAGUAGGUGUGUGUGUGCACAUGUAUAUAUACACAGGCAUAACGCAUACAUGCACACAUAUGUAAAUACACCUGUGGUUCCUAGAUCCCCCCUUCUCCAUCUUGCCUCAGAUACCUGAUGUUCAUUGGCCAUUUUCUGGUUUUCUUCUUAAACAGAAUGAUGCUCUUGAGCAGCCCCACUUUUUACCUUGACAGAAUCUCUCAAUUUGUAACCUUAGUGAUAUUUAUUGUUUAGGAAAGUAGUAUUUGUUUUUUUAUCACCCUUUUAUGGGAAAAGAUAUUAUAUAUACAUAUAUACAUGUAUAAAAACUAUAUAUGUGUAUAUAUAUACACACAAAAAAACCAUCCUAACCAUAUGUCUACAUACAUGUAUACACACAUACAACGCCCCUGAAAACCAGGGAGUAAAAGGAGGGCAAUGAGACUUCCUUCUUUUACUUGUGGCCAGUUAAUGUGCCCUUAGUAAGUGUCUACUAUGAGUUAGGUAUAGAGAAUGCAGAGACAAAAAUGAAACUACCCAAUUCUUAAGGAACUUACAUUUUAUUGCAGAAUAGGGAGAAAGAUAAUGUUUAUGUAAAUAUUUAUAAACAAAAUAAAUAAAAGGUAAUUUCAGGGUAAACACCAAUAGUUUGGGGGACAAGACCUUCCAUAGAAGAUGGCACUUGAGG